This is a messenger RNA of Periophthalmus magnuspinnatus, 5879 nucleotides long. It is a transcript of the gene jam3b, whose product is annotated as junctional adhesion molecule 3b. NCBI's taxonomy places the organism in Eukaryota, Metazoa, Chordata, Actinopteri, Gobiiformes, Gobiidae. The transcript has 10 exons. Gene Ontology annotation, biological process: cell adhesion; angiogenesis. Bases 1 to 1173 code for a protein of 390 amino acids. Gene Ontology annotation, molecular function: protein homodimerization activity; protein heterodimerization activity. The record is from RefSeq and is a predicted model, not a curated record.
AUGGCACAGAUUGUCAGCCUUGCUUCCUGUCAGUCCAUCCAGGGCAGCUGUGGCCUGGCCCAGGUGCAGACAAAACUGACUGAGGGUGACACCCCUCCCUCCUCCUCCCGCUGUGGGCCGCUCUUUCUCUCCUCUCCUCGCGCCUCUCUCUCUCUCCCCCCUCGCGCGCUUAGGUCCCUCUGCCCCGCUCCAUCCACGGCACAGCUUUCCAGCCUACUUUGCGCAUGUACGGCCAGUCACACCGAGCAUUGCAUCGACUCCAAGAUGGCGAUAACACGGCUGGCUUGCCUCCUGACUCUCCUCUCAACUCACUGCUAUUUCAACGUGUUAGCAGUGGUACUACGAACAAACAACGAAUCCCCCUGGACCGAUGAAUUUGAUAAAAUCGAAUUAUCUUGUUUGAUUGAGUCCAUUUCAACACUAAACCCCAGGAUAGAAUGGAAGAAGAUCAAGAACGAAGGGCCCAGUUACGUGUACUUUGACAAGAAAGUGUCAGGUGACUUGGAAAACAGAGCAGUUAUCAGGGAACCAGCCACAUUAGUGAUCACCAAUGCAACCAGGUCAGACACGGCAAAGUACAGGUGUGAAGUGACCGCCCCCGACGACCAGAAGUCCUUUGAUGAGAUUGUGAUUGACCUGACAGUGAGAGUGAAACCAGUGAUGCCCAAAUGCAGUGUCCCUAAGUCAGUGCCCGUUGGGAAGUCGGCAGAACUGAGCUGUUUGGAGGAAGAGGGUUUUCCCAAAUCUCAGUACCAGUGGUUCAAAAACAAAGAGGAGAUCCCAGACGACCCCAAAUCCAGCAGCAAGUUCUUGAACUCCUCGUACACACUCAACGCAGACUCAGGAACGCUGAAUUUCAUUGCAGUCCGAAAAGAGGAUGCAGGUGAAUACCACUGCAGAGCUAAAAACGACGCAGGUUACGCAGAGUGUCCAGCUCAAACGAUGGAAGUCUACGACAUCGAUAUUGUGGGAAUAAUCUUGGGUGUGUUGGUGGUGGUGGUGGUGCUCCUGUGUAUAACAGUAGGAAUCUGCUGUGCAUACAAAAAAGGCUAUUUCUCUGGACAGAAACAGGCAGGAAACAAUUACAAAGUCCCAUCGAAAGGAGACGGAGUGGACUAUGUCAGGACAGACGAUGAGGGAGAUUUCCGACACAAGUCCUCGUUUGUGAUCUGAAAACGCAGAGCUGAAUACGUGUGCUAUGUGCUGAGACAGAGACAUGGCAAGUGCAACCGGCAAAUAGAGCCAACACACUUCAUGCUCGCGGCACCACGGAAAACUACUACAACUACUCAAGUUUGCCAAAGGUGACCAGUAUUAAUCCAGUAUUCACGGGACAACGUCAAGAAGCAAAUAGGGACUUUUAUUUGUUAUCAUUUUAAGUUAAACGUGUUUUUUUUCUUUGCAUGGUUUUCAAUGGUUCUACAAUAUUCUGCCAAGUUUGAAAAAGGACAACUCAACCUAUCAUUUCUACCUUUGCCGUUUGUAUAACAUUUAUUUUCUACUUUUGAAAAUUUGUCAGACUAUUUUUGAUGGAAUAUAUUUUAAAAUGCCUAUAGAUAAAGGUUUACUUUUUUAAAUAUUUGUAAAUUACUAACAUGUGUUUUUCUUUUUUUUAUUUUGGUUGUGGGUAAAAAAAAAAAUGUGUUAGACUUAACCCCUUGGUGAGAAUUUACACCUUCGCAAUGGAUUGAAAGAAAGGGUUUGGCAAAUGAAAUAGGACUUGUAUUAGCAUAUCAAGACACGAUUCUUGAUGGGUGGUCUUACAUAUGGUAUUACAUAUAAUUUCUGAGCUGGGUCGGAGAUGCCCGGUGUUAUUGAUACUUUGCAGUGACAUCAUGCUGGGGAAAGGGCUUCAUGUAUGUCUGUGGAGGAAUGUUCAGCCGUUACCGUGGUGACGCAAUGCACACAUUAGAUUGAAUUGUCUAAAAACUCGAGAAAAUGCAACAUGGAUCAAUGCAAGUGCUUAUGGUCAUUAUAAUUUGAGAGGAACUUGUUUAACAGUACAAAAUCAGUUAAUCAUUUCUUUAUUUAAUAGUUUAUUUGAACAGGGACAGAUACAACACAGAUUAACAAUUUAGUAAUCUGAAGCAGGUAUCACAGUGUUAUAUCCUAAGAUAAUUCACAACAUCCGUCAUCAGAAGGGCUUUUAAAAAUGCUCAAAAUUCACAAAAAAGCAGUUAGUUCUUUAGAUUGUGUUAAAACAAGGCUCAGAUAAUAACUUGAAAAACAGAUCUUUAGACAGGACAGUGCCUCCAGUUAGCGUCGCCCACCUCCACCCCCAAUUUUGAUGAGACCAGCUGCAAAGUAUCAAUUGUGAGUUAGACUUCCAUGUGGAUGUUUGUAGAUAGUCUUAGUACGAGGCUUUGAUGAGUGCCAGUCAAAUGCUGUGAAACACUGUACACAAUGAGUGCUGCGUUUUUUGAUUUACGUAAGUGUCCUUCUAUGCUUGCUGUUGAUCUUGUAUAUAUGAAGUUACUGUCCAGGAUAAUAAACAGUGUUGGGAAGAAUACUAAAACUAAAUACUGAACACCUGCAUUAAAAAGUAUUUUGUUGCUUAGUCCAAAUAGAGUACUGUGUUCUGAAUACUUCACUUUGAGUUACGUUAUAUUGUAGUGUAAAAAACAUGACGUAGGAUUAAAAACUGCUUUAUAUUUGUUGCUGUCCGCUCUCUUUUCACUAAUACUGUGCAGUUUGAAGCGUGUAUUCCAUUGAUUUUAGUAAAUGAAAUGAAAGAGUGUCAUCUGAAUGCUCAAAAUGAGUAUUCCGAAUAUGUAUUUUUGUUUUUAGUCACUUCCCAACACUGAUAAUAGAGAUGUGCCGUCACACACAAUGUUCAGUAUUACACUCAAAGAUGAUAAUACAGGGUUUGGAAGUUAACCCUCCAGAUCGAUUUUUAUUCAUUUUUUAAGAUUCAUAUUCCAGCCGCAGCCACAAGGGGUCAGCAAAGGAACACUGUGAUUUAUAAGGGCUUUGUUCCUCAUGGAUUGAGCAUUUACCCCUGAACUAGUAAAACUGUCAAUUAUAAUCCAGGUCUGGGCACUAUUGUGAGAUAGGGCUAAAUUCCCAACAGUGGUAAGAAUACUGCCAAAGUACUGUAGGUACCAAACAAGAUUUUUAUAUUUAUUCUAAAAGUGACAGUAUUUGAUGUCUGACGUCGAUCCUGGUUGUUUUUUUGUCUGUUUACAUGAAAUGCUAACACUUGCUAAUACUAAACCUAGCGUAGCUUUCUUUUAGUGUUGUGGUUUGACUGAUGCUCGUAUAUAAUGUCCUCAUUCCUCCAGGCAAACCAAUAGUUUCCAAAGCAGAGGUGGGUAGAGUAGCCAAAAAAAAAAAAAAGUACUUAAGCAAGAGUAAUAUUACUUCAAAAUAAUAUUACUCAAGUAGAAGUACAAAGUAGAGGCACUGGAAAAAGGUAUUUGGGGGAAAAGUACUGAAAUGAUGGUCAUCUUCUGGGUCUAGCAUCUGAUUUAUUAUUUGAAGUUACUGUAAUUUGAAUGACAAAACAUUAUAUAAUGAAGUAAAAAGCACAAAUGUUCAAAUUAUGUAAAUAACACUUUUGUCUCUUGUGAAAUUACAAUGGCAAGACUUAACAAAAGAAUACUGUUACGCUGUCAAAUAUAUUACUCAGUAGUGUAAGUAUGGUGUCAGAUAGUUAUAUAUAAGUAAAUAUAUAUAAACUGAGUACUACCCACCUCUGUUUUCCAAUAAGCUGAUCGCCGUGGUGUGAAUUUAGAAGACAACUGCAUAUUAUGGGGUCUGGAGGGUUAACACUUGUACUGAUUGUAUAUAGACUUUCUCUAAAGAUUAUGUAAAGUUGUGAGAAUUGUACAAUUUUGUGUUUUGAGGCGAUAUGAAACUCUUUCCAUUUGACUGAAUAGAGGAGGUAACAUUUGAGAUUUCAAAAUGGCGGUCAUGACCAUAUUUAAAGUGGAACUAAACACAAAAAAAAAUCAACUUUUUUUGCCACUGAACUAUGUAUAUGGUGGUGUAAAAGCAUUGUUUACUUUUCCUAGUCCGAUUUUAGUGCAGACUCGGUAAAUUUGCAGCUUUCAAGUCAAAAACUGUCAGGGUGUGUGCUGUGUUCACUGGACACUGCAAUUUCAAGUACUACAUGACAUCACAUAUGACUGCUCAUUACAGCCAGGUGUUUCUGAUGAACAUUGUUAUUAUACCCCCAGAUCCCACACCACCUGCGCCUUAAUUCUCCCCUUUAGUCCUCCAGGUACAGCCCAUUUUAGCAGCUCUAUUUGAAACGUGGCUGUGGGCAGAGUUUAAGUGUUUAGUCCCACUUUAAAUCCAUGAUGACUUUCUGUAGGCUGGUCGGUUGAAAUGUUCCCCAAUGUCAUAUUUGGUAGAGACGAUCUGCCCUACAUUUGCACAUAGGAAGUUUUUGACAGCAGUUUUACUAAGACAGAACCAAGAGCUGUAUUCAAAAGUGCUCAAAUAAGUGUGUUUUGAGAGUAAAAAUACAAGUUAUAUUGUCCUUUCAUUUGUCCAAAUCUCAUUCCUCUUAAGUGCCUUCUGCCUCGGAUAAAAAAAAAAACAACAACAACAACAAAAUUUCCCUGCUUUUCUCCCAAAAUAAAAAAAGCUUGUCUCCAUUGAUUUAAAACCUACAAGUUUGGCGUUUGAGAGGAAUGACGACACCGCAAGCUUCCACUUCUCUUCUUUACAUAUCUGCAAACUUGUAAAUAAUUGUUUUUCAUAGAGUUGACUAUGUAGACAUAUUGAAGUCCUAUAGAGGUUUAUUAGUGCCUAAAUAUAGUGGGGAUAUUUUUGGUAAAGACACAUAGAGCACUAUUAGGCAUAAAGUGUGCACCCAAAGCAGGCGUGCAUUACCUCUGGUUUAUAACUGUGGAAAGAAUAAGACAAAUUAUGAAAAAAAAUAUAGGUUGCGUUCACGUUCUUGAAUUAGUUGAUGGUAUAAUCUCAGAUGGUGGGCAGGGGUCGAUGUAACUCUAUGGGAGAUUCACUGUUUUUUGAAGAAAUAUCCCAAAUAUAAAUCUUUAAACUCCAUGGAAUUUCCAAUCUCUACUGAACUAAAGGUAAAAGGUAACUGUUAACUUGAAAACUACUGCUUCAUGACAUCACAAGUUGGAACAGAGCAUUUUGAGCUUUAGAGAUGUACACAGACUAAUAAUAACAGGUUACUCAAACGUGUGAGUGAAACAAAAUACAACUCCAGGUCUGUUUUUGAUGAGAUAACAACAUUAUAACACGGCUUAAAGCUCACAAGAGUCAACUUUGCGUAAUUUCGGACAUUUAAAGACCUUUCAGCUGACAAUAAUCUUGUCUUUGGGGUUGAAUAAUGGCCCUACUUUCUGAAGCUGUUGUGAAAAAAUAAUUUUACCUUUUACAUUGACAAAGAAGACGUUAAACUUUGUGCCAGUUUUUGUUUCAUGUGGAUAGGCCCAGUAUUUACAUAGAUAUUAACCAUAAACCAGGUCAACACAUCUGCAAUCUGACAGUUACAGCCAGUUCUACCAUAGAAUUCUGCCUUGUCUCCACUUCAAUUUUAUGACGUCACACGAACCCGACCUUUUAUUACAAGUUAUUAGAAACCAGAAUUGAUGCUUGGUGGGUUUUCUCAUUCACACAGCAGUCUCGUAUGUAAUUGGAUCAGACGCAACAGGCCGCAGUGAUGUAGUGGUCUACUUUAGAGUUUAAAUAGAAACAAAAGGAGUGAUAGAUGGCGGAGUGUUGCUCUGGAGGAGUGCACAGCUGAGAUAUCCACCAAUGCUGUUUUUUUUAAAUGAGAUUUUCUGAACCAAACUCACUCAGAGUAGAAUGUCUGUUUAGGGCCUGCUGGGUUGUUGUUUUUUAUUGUUAAUUCUUGAAUCAUUCUCUUUGUGAUUAAUAAAAUUCACUUCUAAUAUUAA